AUGGUUGAACCAGAUAAAAAAGAUCAUAAUAAAACAGCUGAUCUUGAAGAUACAGUUCGAAAUCUUCGAGAAGAAAAUGCCAAACUUUUACAAUUACUUCGUUCACAAGGACUUUUACUCGAUUCUUCAACAAAUCAAAAUGGAAAAUCUAGUGAUACAAUAUUUCCAAUAUCAAAUCAACAAAAAGAUUCAACAAAUCUCACAUUUGAUCAGUCUGAUAUAACAUUAACAACAAAUUCAAUAAAUACUAUAAAUCAAAUCAAUCAUCAACAUAUUAAUAAUCAUGGAUCAAUUAAUCAACAAACAUUUAAUGGACAAACUGUACAUGGUAAUCAAUCAAAUAUAACACCAAAUUUUAAUACAGUUAUACAAACAACAUCACAACCAUUUGUACAAAAUAGUUCAAAUACACUUGUACAAAACAAUACGAAUUUAAUUCAGCCAAUUAAUUUAGUUAAUUUUAAUAAUGUUAGUUUAGAUUCUAUACAAUCAUUUCUUGCUUCACAAAAUAGUGUUGUUUAUUUAUCUCAAACAUCAUCUUCAUCAUCAUCAUCAACAACAACAACAACAUCAUCAUCAACAAAUUCUAUUAUAACAAAUACAAAUGUUAAUGAAGCAUUACCAUCAAAUACACAUAGUAUUUUACCUUCAUCAUCAUCAUUAUUAAGUGAACAACAUCAAAUAUCUAUUCGACCAAAAUUAUCAUUAUUACAUCAACAUCAAGAAUUAGUACCUGUUAUACCAAAAAUAAAACCUGAACAUUAUGAAAGUAUCACGAAACAAUUAUCAUCAUCAUCAUCAACAACAAUAAAUAAUGAUACAACGAAUUUAAUUGAUAAUGAUUCAAAUGAUUCAAAAUAUAAAUAUCAAAGACCUAUUCGUCCUAAACCAUCAUCAAGAACGAAUUCUUUAAAAUCCUAUAAAUCUGUUGUUGUUAAUAAAACAAAAUCAUCAUCAUCAUCAGCACCAACAACAAAUGCUCAUACAUCGUCAUCAUCAUGUAUUAAUAAUAAUAAUAAUUCUCCAACAUUAUCAAUAUUUUCGUCUCCAAUAUGUUUAUCUCCGUCAUUUACAACAGCAACAAGUUAUUUAUCUCAACCAUCAUCAUUAGAUCAUCAAAUUGAUUUAUUAUCAUCAUCACAAUUAAUUAAUUCAAAAUCUUUAGAUUCAUCAACAACAAGUCUUCCAACACCAGCAAAUAAUAAAUCUAGUAAAAAUCGUAUACGUAAUUGUAAUAAAAAAACAUCUUCUAUAUCAUCAACGAUUCUAUCGUCAAAUAAUUCUACACUUAUACCAAUAGCACCAAAUAAUAGUCGACCGUCAGCACCAGCAAUAGUAAAUGUUCAACGUUUAGUAACAUCAAAUAAUUCAAUAAGAAAACGUACAACAACAAAUAAAAAACAAUCAAAACGUAAUACAAAAACAUUUGUUCAUUCUCACAGUGAAAGUAUUUUACAACAAAAUUCUUCAUCACCCAUAAAUACAUUUGCUGAAUCUAUAUCGGGUUUCUUAGAAAGUUUUGAUCAAGAAUUAAUUGCAUCUAAUUUUCUAUCACAAUCAACAACAAGUAAUUUAUUAACAAAUGAAAAUAAUUCAAUCAUUUCAUCAGAUCAUAUUGAUUUACAACAUAUUGUUAAUAAUAAUAAUACUGUACAAGGACAACAACAAGAUGCUUAUCAAUCAUUAACAACAACAGCAGCAUCAAUAUCAAUGCCAACACUUGAUGAAUUUAAUAAUCGACUUGAAAAUGAAACAAUAUUAACAAAUCAAACAAUAAAUGAUUUACAAACAACACAUGAUUAUAAUGUUGAAAAUGAACAAAUAACAUCAUUUAUGAAUGAAGAAGAUAUGCGUUUUGUUGAAAUGAAUUUUGAUGAAAAUAUUUUUUUAAAGCAAUUUGAUUUAGAUGAUCCAGGUAUUAAAUUAAAUAUUCAUUCAGAUCAAAAUAUAUUUGCUAAUAUUUUAACUAAUAAUAAUCAUAAUAAUAAUGAUAUUUUACAAAUAGAACAACAACAACAACAACAAAAUCAAACUAAUGAACAAUCAAUAACACAUCAAAAUCAACAUCCUACACCUCCUCCUCCUAUUUAUCCAGGUUCAUCAUUGAUUAAUAAUAAUGUUUUUACAACUCUUGUUCCACUUGGCUCACAACAACAAACAUUAAAAACAAAUGCAUUUAAUUAUCAUAAUAGUACAAUGUCUUUAUUACCAGAAGAAGGUGUUCAAUUGACUGCUCGUCAUAUUGAACCAAGUCAAGUAGCAACAUAUGAAUCCGCAAAAUAUCAAGAUAUUCUUGAUGAUUUAGUUAUGGUUACAGAUCAAGAUGCAUUACGACAUGCACAAGCUACAGCUGCCAAUGAUCCAUCUGUUGUAUCAACAGAUUAUUCAUUUGCAUUACUUGAAGCUGCUAAUGAAAUAAUGAAAAAUACAAAUAUUCAUAUUGUUGAAGAAAAUUCAACAGCAUUUACUGAUUUACAAUAUUUCUAUCCUAUUCAACAAGAACAAACAAAUUUAGAAAAACAAUUAGAAACUUAUCAAAAUAAAGAACAAAAUGAACCUGAACAACAACAACAACAACAACAGCCGAUUGUUAUUCUUGAAAAAUUACACUCAGAAAUAUUAACAUCAACAAAUCUAACAGAAAAUGUUCUUAAUGAUUCAAUUAGUGAUUUAUUACAAUAUAAUCAAACACAUUCACCUAUUGAUCAUGAGCGAUCAACAAUAGAAUUAACAACACCAUUAAAAAAUCUUUCAAAUAAUUUAUUAACAAAAUCACCUAAUAAUUGUAACAAUAAUAAUAAUUCUCCGUUAUCAUUAACAAAUACAUAUGAUAAUGAUCAAACUCUAUCAUAUUCUCCUAUAUCAGAUAUAAUAACAAUAUCAACAAGUUCUCUUCAACAAAAAUUACAAUCAAUUGAAUCAAUGAUAAAAUCACCUGUUAUAUUUGAACCAAUAUCAUCACCAUCAAGUCCUUCAUCGCCAAUUCCUAAAGAAAUUAUUCUUGAUUCAGGUCAUUUAAAUGAAUUAAAUUUUGAUAAAAUUAAUUCUUUAAAUAAUAAUAAUAAUAAUGAUGAUGAUGAUGAAAUUGAAGAAUUAUUACGUGAUACAACAAAUACUAAUAAUAAUCAAUAUGAAAUUAUUGAAAAUCAAGGACAAACAUCCAUAAAAAAUUCAAUUAUUAUUGAUAAUAUUGAUGAAUUAAUUGAAAUAAUUGAACCUUCAUUAACAACAAGAAAUCCUAAAUGUAUAGAAUUAUUUGAACACACUUUUCUACGUUAUAAACAAAAAUAUUAUUUAAAUUUAAAACAUCAACAAAAUUUAACAUUAAAAAAUUUAACAAUUCCAAAUGUUAAAUUAAAACUUCCAACAGAAAAAAUUGUCAUCAAAGAACAAUCACUAGAACAACAUAUUGAACAAGAAUCUGUUGAACGUCCACCAUUAAAAAUAACUAUACGAGCAAAAUUAUCCGGAACAAAUUUACUUGAAGAUAAAAUUCAAAAUAAAACAAUUCGUAAAAUUAAAAAGAAAAAGUCUCAUCAUCAUGAAAAUAAAAAAAAAUCUAAUAAUAAUAAUAAUAAUGAUAAUAAUCAAUUUGAAACUGAAUAUGCUGGUUUAACACGAUUUGAACAACCAUUAGCACAAUUAUAUCAUCAACCAUCACCACCAACAUCUGACGAGCCACCAAUACCUAAAACUGAAAUCUUAACAUCAUCACCACUAUUAUUAACUUCACAACAAAAUGAUUUACAAACAUCAACAACAAAUAUUCAUUCUGGUUUUAUGAUUAAUGAACAAACACCACCAUCAAGUAUAAUAUCUAUUGAACAUAAACAAAGUCCACCACCAUUAUUAAUUAGUCAAAUGAAACAUGAAAAAUUAAAAACAAAUUAUUCACAUUUACUUGAUUAUGAUGAUAAUAAUAAUACCAAUGAUCAUCAUCAUCAUCAUCAUCAUCAAAAUAAUAAUACAUUUAUAACACCACCACCUGAAAUUGAUUUGAAUUUAAUACAACAAAAAUCUAACACAUAUGAAAAUUUUUGUCAAUUUUCAAAUAGUCCAAAUAAGAAAAAAUCUAAUCGUAGAAAAUCAAGUGUUACAAGUAGUACAAGUAGUAAAUCAUUAACAAAUCUUGAUUAUGCUAUUGAUACACAAGAACUUGAACCUGUUUCACCAACACCAUUAUUAACAAUGAAACAAAAACAUUUACAUAAUCAAACAUCAGCAUCUAAUUAUAAUGAUACAUCACCACCUUAUUGUGAACAUCAACAACAAAAACAUGUUAAAGAAUAUCAUUCAAGAAAAUCAUCAAAUCGACCAUCAAAAACAACAUCAUCACAAAAUUAUCAACAACCACGUUCAUUAUCAAAUCAUAAUUAUCGAACAUUACAAGAACCACCAUUAAUGCCACCGAUAUUACCUGUACCACCACCACCAAUACAUAUUGAUCCAUAUGCUCAAACUUAUCAUCCUUUUGCACCACGUGUACCACCGCCACCGCCACCAUUUUUUAAUUUUCCAUUUCCACAUCCAUUUCUUAAUCCACAUGCACCAACAACAUCAACUCAUUUUCAUCCACAUUCUAUGAAAUAUCAUCAUCAUAUUCAUCCAUCUCAUAUAUAUCCACAACAAUAUCCUUAUCAUGCUCAUUUGCAAAGGCAACAACAGUAUAAUAAUUCCAAUUAUAUGUCUUCUCGUGAUCAUCAUUCAUUCGACAGGUAG
Messenger RNA from Rotaria sp. Silwood2, 4719 nucleotides. NCBI's taxonomy places the organism in Eukaryota, Metazoa, Rotifera, Eurotatoria, Philodinida, Philodinidae. The record is from the annotation of a GenBank genome assembly.